Messenger RNA from Camponotus floridanus (Florida carpenter ant), 1548 nucleotides. RefSeq names its product bifunctional methylenetetrahydrofolate dehydrogenase/cyclohydrolase, mitochondrial (gene Nmdmc). The record is from RefSeq and is a predicted model, not a curated record. NCBI's taxonomy places the organism in Eukaryota, Metazoa, Arthropoda, Insecta, Hymenoptera, Formicidae. Gene Ontology annotation, cellular component: mitochondrion. Bases 268 to 1287 code for a protein of 339 amino acids. The transcript has 5 exons. Gene Ontology annotation, biological process: tetrahydrofolate interconversion. Gene Ontology annotation, molecular function: methylenetetrahydrofolate dehydrogenase (NADP+) activity; methenyltetrahydrofolate cyclohydrolase activity; methylenetetrahydrofolate dehydrogenase (NAD+) activity.
UUUGUCUCAACAUUUCACAUGACACUUGACAUUACGUUGACUGCGAACAUGGGUUUUGCAACUCCAAUACCGGUUUUAAACUGCCUAUUUUUUCGUACAAUGUUUUUCUGGAGUAGGAAAAGGCGAGGCUGGACCGAUCGCUUGUUAUUUCCAUCGAUUUCGUAAUAAACAACGUCACACGAAUAAACGAAUUCCUCGAUAUAUCUUUGACUAGCAGCAUGCAAUAGCAUAUAUCUCAGAAGAGCGAUUGAAUCCCUCGAAGCAACAAUGUUCUCCCGGAGGAGCAUCCUUUCCUUUGUCUCGCAGAGCUUUGCCAGAAAGUUGCAUCUGUCAAAAAUUCGACAAGAAGCUGCAAUAAUAGAUGGAUCAAAAAUAGCAGAAGAGAUUCAAGAGGAAUUAAAAGCUGUUGUAGAUACUUGUGUAAAUGCCGGGAAAAAGAGACCAAAGCUAGUAGCAAUUUUGGUAGGAAAUCAUCCAUCUAGUAAAGCAUAUAUUGGUAGAAAGAUGAAAGCUGCAAAAUUAGUAGGAAUCGAGAGUUACACCAUUCAUUUGGGAGAAAACAUAACGCAAGCGGAUCUUCUUAUGGAAAUUGAUAAUCUUAACAAAGAUCCAUCUGUUGAUGGUGUUUUAGUACAAUUACCAUUGCCAAAAGGUAUGAAUGAUAAAGAAGUAUGCCAAGCAAUAGUUCCUAAAAAAGAUGUGGAUGGUUUUCACUUGGAAAAUCUUGGCAAUUUAACACUAGAUAAAAAUAGUAUUGUACCAGCUACUCCCUUGGCUGUUAAGGAAUUAGUACUUAGAAGUAAAAUUGAGACAUUUGGGAAGAAUGCUGUGGUUGUUGGUAGAUCAAAACAUGUUGGUCUACCUAUCGCAUUGUUACUUCAUGCAGAUGGCAAAGGUGAAACAGGUGCCUUGGACAUGACAACCACAAUUUGUCAUAUUCACACUCCUCACACGGAACUGGAAAAAUUUACAAAGCUGGCUGAUCUUGUCGUGGUGGCGGCUGGAGUUCCCGGCUUGAUUACUAAGGAAAUGAUAAAACCGGGCGCUUGUGUAAUUGAUGUGGGAAUCACCAGGGUAAAAACAGCAGAUGGUAAAUAUCGCCUAGUGGGAGACGUGGAUUACGAUGGUGUAAAGGAAGUUGCUGGGCAUAUUACACCAGUCCCAGGUGGCGUGGGUCCUAUGACGGUGGCGAUGCUGAUGAAGAACACAGUCACAGCUGCUAUGAGAAAUCAGAAGGACGCAAAACAAGCCGAUCGUUUAAAGGAUAGCAAAGCAUUUGUAUAUUGAUAUACAUAAUUUGUUAUGAUGAUUCUUGUAUUUUAUAGUAUUAUUUUUGUGAAACAAGUUAUAAAACCGUUUUACGCAGUAUUAUCAGAAAACGGAAAUAUACUAUGUGUAAUAGCUGAAUGAGAAAAAAAUGUAUAAUAAAAUCAAACCUGCUCCUUCUAUUUACUUGCAUUUCACUACAUAUUUUUAUGUUAAUUUUAUAUACAUAUUUCUCAAACAUGAUUGUUAUAGAUAAGUGCCUUCUAUUAAUUUUAAUAAUAA